UCUAAACAGCUGAUUUAUCAUCGCCUUGCAUCCUCAGCCCGCAAUAGUUAGGUUACUUGACUUUGCUGCGGGUUAUUUGUUAUCGAGCGGGUUAUUUGUUAUCGACUAUUGAAAAAAAAGACUGUUACGGAAUUAUUAUAGCUAAACUUUUGAAAUUAUUUUAUUUAUAUUAUGUUCAAGGUAGAGCCUAGAGGGGUUGCAAUGCUUAAAUUUCUAUCCCUAUAUUAUAGCCGACUAGUUUGUUGCUCAGGCUGCACCAGACUUUUACAUUUCACAGUUUCUGCUGGCUCUCCUUUUCAUUCUACUGCUACACUGUUCACAGAAAAAGAAAAGAUUGACCAAUUUGAGGAAGACUAUGUCACUCUUAGAGUGCCUUCUUCUGUUGAUGCUGCUGGUGCUCGUGAUGCAUUUUUGAAUCUGGCAAAAAAGUAUCAUCCAGACAGUGGUCAUCCUGCAGCAGAUGAAGGCAAAUUCAAGAUGAUAGAAAAGAGCUAUAGAUGUCUCCUGAAGAAGUUCAGUGAUGAAAGAAGACACAACUGUGAUGCAGAAGGAGAGUAUGGGCUCUAUUAUGAAGAGAAAAAGAGUGAACGAGAAAAGCCUGCUGAUGAGGAGGCUCCAGAUAAAGGUUUUUAUUCAAUAAAGACAAGUGCUCCUCAACACAGGCAGUACCUAAGCUAUGAGGGCAUUGGUCUUGGCUCGCCAGCUCAAAGGGAGAAGCAAUUCUCCAGAUUCAAAGCCAUGAGAGCCACUGAAAAUAUCAUUGAUUAUAAGGUGCAACAGCUGCAGCAGGAGCAUCCAGAGACAGGGCUUGUUGCUAAGGAAAAAGCUGCAACGCGUAAGAACAGAACAAGGUAUGGGCUGGAGCGCGUUGUAGAAGACCUCAUCCAGGAAUCGAUGGCUAAAGGGGAAUUUGAUAAUUUGUCGUGUACAGGCAAGCCUCUGCGGCAUGACAACUACAACCCUUACCUCGACGUUGCCACGCACAAACUAAACCAGGUUCUUAUCGAGAACGGCUACGCUCCUCAAUGGGUGCAGCUCGAGAGAGAAAUUCGUGAUGAUAAAGAAUGGAUUAAGAACCAAUUGAAGAAAACGCGAGCCACGCUCGGGCUUCAGCCGCUCGCUUUAAAUGAGCAGAAACUCUGGGAUCAGGCCGUGGCGUCACUGAAUUUUCACCUAUCAGACCUGAACAAGAAGAUCGACAGGUACAACCUGCUGGUGCCCGUGCUGAGCAAGCAGAUGGUGCAUUACCCCCUGGACAGAAUUUCAGCUAAUAUUCUCACCGAGAGUUACAGCAAACAUCACCCUAAUGUGCGGGAAUUCCUUGCGAGUUUGAAUAAAGCAGCGCCACGGCACUCACGGGUCGACAGCACCUCGUCCAUUGAUCAGAUUAAUUCUGGUGAUAAGACAGCUGUCACAGCGAGUGCCAGGAGCGUCAGCGAGCAGACCAAUCCACUGCAAGAGCUUUUGAAUGUAUUUAAAAGAACGCCAAAAAGUUAGCUCAAUUCUUAUAGGCACUGAUUUCGAUGAGAAAUUUUCUUAUCCGUAUUAACGUCAUUUGAUGGAUAUUGAUUGUCACUCAUUAGAUGAAAAGUUGAUCGAAAUUAACGAAAUUUAUUUAGAUUUCAGCAAUAAUAAUAUCUUUUGUCAGUUCCUUACUUCAUGCUUGUAAAUUUAAAUAUUUCAAAUUAUUGUAGGAGGAAACUCGUGGCAUAAAAAAUAUAUUUAUAUUUUGAACAAUAGCUUAAAUAGAAUAUUGUCCUUGAACUUUUAAUAUUGUUGACAUAAUAGUAACUAAUAUCUUAUUAUAGACAAAUUUUCAGACCAUAUUGAAGCCUUCAGUGUGAAUGCAGCGCAAGACGUUAUUUUUUUUUUAUUAAAAUGCGCUGAUGGCA
This is a messenger RNA of Hyalella azteca, 1892 nucleotides long. Its product is annotated as dnaJ homolog subfamily C member 28. The coding region runs from base 172 to 1497 and encodes 441 amino acids. The record is from RefSeq and is a predicted model, not a curated record. NCBI's taxonomy places the organism in Eukaryota, Metazoa, Arthropoda, Malacostraca, Amphipoda, Hyalellidae. The transcript is spliced from 7 exons.